AUGAUCUGCAGACGGACCCUCGCGGGGUUCCUUUCGCUUCUUAGCGUUUUUUGCCUCGUGGUCUUAGCUUUGAAGAAGCAGAGAGCGCUGGCUAUCAGUCUUUCGAGUUCCGGUGGCAGGAUGCUUCGGAGUGGUUCUGCUGGGGAUCCUCGCGACGGUGAAGUGUUGUACAUGGUCUUCAACAGCUUGCUAGUUUUCCUCUCAGUGAUGGUCGCCGUAGUCGGCGCAUUUACGACCUUGACAACGUCCUCGUACGUUCGCCUUGUGCGAAGCUCGUGUUGGUAUGUCAUGAUGGUAGUGCAAUGUGGUCUAGGCCUCGGGGUGUCCACAGUGUGGUGCAUGCACUUCGUGGGCAUGCGGUCCUUCGUGCUUUGGAGAAGCAAUGUUGACGAGGAGCUGAACACACCCGUCGGCUUUGAACUGGGGCUGACAUUGCUAUCGGCUGGCGUUUGCUGGCUUUUUGCUGGCCUGGCUAUACACGUGUCAAUCGGCCAGACGGUCGUCUUUAAGAGUCACUACACUCGAACGCCCGCAGCUACGGUGUUGCUUUCUAUUGGUGUGGGAAGUAUGCACUACCUCGGGCUGUUGGCGGAGCAAGGCCAGUUUGUUUGCGUCUUUGAUGGGUGGCUUGUGCUGCUAAGCGUCUUGGUGUGUUUAGUGUGCUGUUCCACCAUCCUGGUGGUUAUCGCUAAUCUGCCCAACAAGACGCUCUGGCGAUGUGCUGGUUCGUGCCUGGUGGCGACACUUGCGAGUGUGGUACAUUACUUCGGCAUGCUGCCGGUUUCCCACACUGUUCGUCAUGAAUCGAUUAAAACGUUGCUUGGUGCAGAGCCACUGGACGUCACAGCAGAAGCCACGGUGAUCGUGGCCUUGUUCUGUGAUGUGUUGUUGAUGACUGGAAAUGCCUUCUAUUUGGAAGUCAUCAAGGACCGGGACAAAAAGGCCAUGGCAGAAGAGCUCGAGUACCAGCAGUAUGUAGGCGAUGCUGGAAAACUCAUCAAGGCCUCCAGAGUGAUGCAGUUCCCUUUGGCAUUGGUUCGAGCCCAGGAGUUCAAAAAGCUUGGCAGGUUGACACCGCAUGAACGGCUGCGGGACAAGAACUUAUUGAUCAUGCUGGAUACUCCCCGUGCGGCGGCAAAACUUCGCAGGAAAGGCUGCAUUGUUUUCUUCUCGCACCAAUGGCUUUCCUCACAGCUUCCAGAUCCGGAUGAGCAUCAGUACACUGCUAUGGUGAGGGCCAUUGAGGACAUGGUGCGGGUGCGAAGCUUAUCAAUCAGCAACAUCUUCAUCUGGGUUGAUUACUGUAGCAUUCCGCAGUGCUCUGCAGAGCAGCAACAGCUUGCCAUCAACUCUCUACCGGCGUACGUCGCAGCCUGUUCAGCCUUCAUCAUCGUAGCCCCUGAGGUGAUGCAUGCCGAGCAGAAGACCAUUUGUAAUUUUGCAUCCUAUUCGAAUCGCUUUUGGUGCCGUGUGGAAGUUUUUUGCGCCGUUCUUACGGCCAUGAGCCACCAUCGGACAGACACGAACGCAAGCUUUCUUGUCUCGCGGAGCAUGGCUCGCACGGUGAGCGUGGAUAUGGUGCCCACCGACUCAGACGAAGGUUUUAGACAGCGGGUGUACUUGACUAGUGGAGGUGUACUGCAGCCGCUACCUUUCAUGGAUGAAGAUGGCAUGCAGACCCAGUUCGUGGACUUGCUGGACGUAUAUUCUGGCGACCUGGGCUGCUGUGUGCGACAGCACCAAACCGCAACGGGAGAACACGUUUUGUGCGACAAGUCGCGUGUUGUGCAGGCGCUCACGGGUCUCUAUGGUAGUAUGCUGGUACAGUUGCUGAGGCUCCGCAUGCAGAAGCCGCGUGAAAGGCACUUGCUCAGGUUGCAGCGAUUGGGCGAGAAGUUGAUGAACGCUCGCCACGUAUACUUCCCGCCGCAGUAUUUCGGAAGUCGCAUCGAAGCCAUGCACGAGUAUCUUCAGAACGUCUCCAACUCCAGGCAGAGCUCAGAAGAUGAUUCCAGCUUGGGUUCCCCCACCUCGACACAAAAUUCCAUCGAUGUCGAGAAGCUCAUCGCAGAUCUGGAUGAGCACGGUGACGAUGGCUCAAGCGACAACUCCGCCGCAGAUGCGGACGAUGAGUGUGAACUCUCUAUCUCCGCCGCAGAUGCGGACGAUGAGUGUGAACACUCCGAGGACAGCCGCUUUGACCAGUCGUUCGACAAAGAAACCGGCUACCACACCAGAAGCAUGAUCGUGGUUCCGAUCGUGGACUUUGAGGGCCAGUGCACCGGAGUCAUCCAGGCUAUCAACAAGAUGCCUAGCGGCUUUGAUGCCGAGAUCCGGCCAAGAGGAAAGCUCGCCAUUCCUUUCUCCAGACAGGACGAGCGAAUGCUCCUGCACUUGGCCGAGCAUAUAGCAAUCGCCCUUCAGAACGCGGAAGUGUACCGCGAGGCCAUCAACUGCAGCGAUCGUGCCACGGGCUUGCUCAACACCAUCCAGAGCAUGUCACAGGACCUAGGCCCUCAGUCGCUGCUCCUGAUGGUCACGAUGCACGCGAGCAAAGUGUGCAGUGCGCAGAGGUGCAGCGUCUUCCUCCUUGACGAGGCAGCGCAGCAGCUCUGGUCCGUCUCCACGGACACCGGGGCAGAGAUCCGCAUACCCAAAGACAAGGGUAUUGCUGGAGAAUGCUGUUGCCAAGGAAAGGUCAUCAACAUCCCUGAUGCAUACGCAGAUCCACGCUUCAACAAGCAAGUUGACAUCCAGACAGGCUACCGGACCAGGAGUAUCCUGGCUGUCCCGAUCAUUGCAAGGGGUGAGUCUCACACCUCUCACGUCGUCGGCGUCAUUCAGAUGAUCAACAAGGUCGCUUAUGAUGGGCAACUGGAGUACUUCGACGAUGAAGAUGUGGAGAUCAUGGAGCUUUUUGCGUCCUUUGUGGGUCCCAAGACUUCCUUGAUGCUUUCGGGCACAGACAAGAAGGAAGUCUUAGAAGGGCGCUUGGCUCUCGGUUUAGAGAUUCCGACCUCCUCUGGAUCACAGCGGGGCAGAAAGGGCUCCAAGAAGUCGGGCCUGGAGGCCCUCGCGGAAAGCUGA
Messenger RNA from Symbiodinium necroappetens, 3087 nucleotides. The record is from the annotation of a GenBank genome assembly. Lineage: Eukaryota; Dinophyceae; Suessiales; Symbiodiniaceae.